Molecule: messenger RNA, 2094 nt
Organism: Eublepharis macularius
Lineage: Eukaryota; Metazoa; Chordata; Lepidosauria; Squamata; Eublepharidae
Product: extracellular serine/threonine protein kinase FAM20C-like
Exons: 10
Coding region: 263-1948 (561 amino acids)
Biological process (GO): protein phosphorylation
Cellular component (GO): Golgi apparatus
Molecular function (GO): phosphotransferase activity, alcohol group as acceptor
Source: RefSeq, a predicted model, not a curated record
UGCCACUUGUUUGCUUAAGAGUUCUAUAUGAAAGGAAUCCUUUUGAAUAGAAAUAGGCUUACAUGAGACUGAACAUAAUUUAUUUGCACUGCUAUGAAUGAUUGGAGCGUCUCUGUGGAGAAUACUUUUAAAGCCUUAUCAUCUGCCUGGAAAACGUUUUCUCUUUUGGAUUCUACUACUGGAAUUCUAACUCCAGAAGACCUUUGAUCUGUUGUUAGAUGGGAUCCUUCUAGCCUUUUUAGUGCAGCUAUUGUCCACGCACAUGGACCUUGCUACCACAUUUUGUCUUGCUGAUACUCGGGGCUCCAAGAGGAUGUUACGCCACCUGCCUUCGGUGUUCCAAAGGAAGUUUAAAGUUGCUCUUUUCUUUCUUCUCCUUUUGGCUGUCCUGAUACACAUGGUCUUGGAUUUAGCAUUCUCUUCUGGCCAUGGUUCCUGUGGCUGUAGCCCCCAAAUAAUGGAUCCAAUGGGCCUCCCACCACCAAAUUCCAUUUUAGCAGUCCAGAAUAAGAUGAACCUCAGGAAUCUACAGGACUUUAGUGGUAGUAACGGCUCUCUAGAAAAAGGCUCUCACUUGCUGGAAGAUAUGCUGUAUCCAGAUGGCACAAACAAACAAGGUCACAGCUUCAAGCAUCAAGAAGCCAAAGCAAAAACAGAGCAGGCAGGCAGGUCUAAGCUUGCUGCUCUGUUUGAUCACCCUCUCUAUAAGAUUCCAACACCAAAGAUUACGGAAAAGGACAAGCUGUUUGUUACCAACCCCAAGAUUAAAUUCACACUGAAAAGCAGUGAGAGCGAUGACUGGAUCAGCAGCAGUAAGGCAGACACGGUCCUUCUAAUAAGGCAAAUGUCACCGGAUACCUACCCUUCUUGGCUCCGAUUUCACAUAGGCAUCAAUCGCUAUGAACUGUACUCCCGCCAUGACCCCAAUCGUCGUGUCUUACUAGAGGACUUGGCUGUGCAUAAAAUUGUCCGCUCAGUCCAGAAGACUGGAGGGACCCAACUGAAGGUGAUCAUGACCUUUCUUAAUAAAGGCCAGGCCCUUUUCAAACCUAUGAAGCAAACCCGAGACCAGGAGACUUCAGAAGAUUUCUUUUAUUUCUCAGACUUCGAACGACACAAUGCGGAAAUAGCAGCCUUUCACCUAGACAGGAUCCUGGAUUUCCGAAGAAUUCCCCCAGUUUCUGGCCGUAGGGUGAAUAUCACCAAGGAAAUCCGUGACAUCACAACUGACAGGAAACUGUUGAAGACAUUUUUCAUCUCCCCAGCUGGCAAUGUGUGCUUCUUCGGCAAGUGCUCCUACUAUUGCUCCACUGAACAUGCUUUGUGUGGCAAACCUGACCUGCUUGAGGGCUCCAUGGCGGCCCUUCUGCCUGAUGAGGAACUGGCUAAACGGCGUUCAUGGAGAAGUCCCUGGAGGCGUUCUUACUCCAGAAGCAAGAAAGCGGAGUGGGAGCUGAACCAAAAUUACUGCACUCAGGUACGACAGACACCACCAUACAACCGGAAUUCCCGCCUUCUCAGCCUCAUUGAUAUGACUGUACUUGACUUCCUCAUGGGGAACAUGGAUCGCCACCAUUAUGAGACUUUUGAAAAAUUCGGUAACGAAACCUUUCUGCUUCAUCUGGACAAUGGCCGUGGGUUUGGGAGACACUCGCAUGACGAAAUGUCCAUUCUGGCUCCUCUCCAGCAGUGCUGCAUUAUAAAAAAGACAACAUACUUGCGGCUGCAGCUGCUUGCCACAGAGCCAUACCGCCUGAGUGAUGUUAUGCGUGAGUCGUUGGCCACUGAUCGCCUGUCACCUAUCUUGUUCGAGCCCCACCUGAAAGCGUUGGACCGGCGGCUCCAAAAGGUGUUGGACAUGGUGGAGAGAUGUAUGAAGAAAGGACACGACCAAGAAGUGCUGUUAGAGGACCAAGAAGGACAACAGGAUGUGACCUCAGAGAAAUGAGAAAAGAGGAGCGUGGCAUAACGGGGUUGGACAACCUGCAUUUUAGAACACACCCCUCAAUUCUACUUCUGCAGCCAGGGUCCACAUCAGCAUACCCUGUGAUGGAGCAGCUGCCAAAGCUCAGGGCUGCUGACCCCCCCCCCCCC